GAUUUAGGGAUUAACUCCGAUUUAAUAAAUAUCUUGAAAUCAGUUCGAACAGUUUCACUUUAAGUCGAGGGGGGAUUUGCAUAAGUGACAGAGAGGACUCUUAUGCCAUCUGUCAGUGUGCAAACCGUUAAAACUGUCAAAAGUUUUCCACCACUACAGCAAGUCCUGUUAAGCCCCAAAGAACACCCUCAAACAAUCCAAGAUGCACGAAAAAGGCAUAAUCGACAUGUUCCGGGGUACUGCUCCUCAGAUCGUUGCCGUACUGGGCAGUACAAUCGGAGCGAUAUCAGAUGGCAUGCACUACGGAUGGUCGGCACCCUUCACUCCCAUUCUGGAGAAGGAGGACAGCCACAUCAAGCUGUCACACUCUGACGUCACCUGGCUGGAGUCCAUCUAUCUUAUAGGCGGCCUGGCGGGCCUUCCGGUCACUAUUUACUCGGUGGACCGGUUGGGGAGGAAAGCCUCUAUAUUGCUGGCCGCCGUCAUUUCGCUCGUUGCCUGGAUACUUAUCGCCAUCGCCAAUAAUGUGAUAUAUUUGUACAUUGCAAGAUUUGCCGUGGGUUUAUCGGGAGACGUGGCCUUCGUGGCGGCCCCCAUGUACAUAGCCGAAAUUGCGGACCGUAAAAUCCGAGGUUUCCUCUCGGGAACCAUCUACGUGAUGAUGCUGGUGGGCAUCCUGGUGGUUUACGCCGUAGGCCCGUUCGCCCCAUUCUACACCUGCUCGAUCAUCGGCUCGGUAUUCGUCAUCAUUCAACUGGUGGCCUUCCCAUUCAUGCCCGACUCCCCUUACUACCUGCUGCAAAGGCACAAACCGGAAAAGGCGAAGAGACACCUGGAACGUUUGAGGACCACCGGCACCGUCGACAAGGAAAUGGAGGAGAUCACCACCGCGGUGGACCGGCAACGAAGCGAGAAGGGACGACCCCAGGACUUAAUCCUGAACAAGGGCAACCGCAAAGCUUUUAUCAUUAUGACAGUAUUAAAUGCCGCGCAGCAUUUUAGCAGUAUUAGCGUUAUGCUUAUGAAUCUCCAUUCGAUCCUGAAAGAGGCCGAAUCCGAGUAUAUCUCGUUCGAGAUUGCCGGGAUCAUGUUUUCGGCUUUUAUGCUGAUUGCGGCCACGAUUGCUGACUUCACGUGCGACAAGUUUGGUCGCAAAGGGUUGCUGAUCUGCUCCAGUUUGUUGAGUGGGGUGAGUCUGCUGGUGCUGGCGGUGUACUUCACCAUGAAGAACAACGGGUACGACGUCGGUGGGAUCUCUUGGAUACCUAUUGCGGCCGUCAUGGUGUACGCUGGGGUGUUUAAGUUCGGCCUAGGGAUCAUCCCUAUCGUAAUGACCGCCGAGCUGUUCCCUGCUAAGAUGAAGGCGAUAGGGAUGACCAUGGCGGACUUUGCUUACUUGUUCUUCGGAUUGGUAUCGGUCGAGAUGUACCAGAAACUGAUCGAGGUCUACUACUUGGAUUUGCCGUUUUAUAUAUUUGCCUCUACCACCCUUUUGACGGCGAUUUUCUCGUGGUUGUACAUCCCUGAAACCAAAGGGAAGACCUUGGAGGAGAUCCAGUAUAUGCUCAAAGGGGAGCCGAUCCCGGAAAGGAAGCCGAGCAACUACAUCGGAAACGGAUUGGAUGACACUAGUGAAAAAGACAUUAAACUGACUGAAAUUUCGCCUAAUAAUGUGGCUUAAAUUAAUCUCUUCGUCGUGCCUUUAAAUCUCAUGCUACUUUAGGGUUUUUUUUAUAUGCAAUAAGCACACAUCAAUUAUUGGUCCACCAGAGCCCGAUUUUUCGCAUGUUUACGCUUCAAAUUCUCUAAUAAUUUCAAAAUGAGCGAUUUGUUGUACCUGAUGUUGAAUCAAAAUCAAAUUUUAUUUUAAAACUGCCUACUGCCUUUCGGGGCUCUUUCAGGGACUUUUUUUUUAAUUGUUUCCAUUUACAACGAACCUGCUGCGAUGCGAGGAAUAAGCAAAUGUGAUACUGAAGUGGUGUCUGUAAUAAUAGGAUUCAUUGACUAUUUUUUAAGGUUCUUGUCGGUACUUAAUAAAGAAUAUAGUAUUGACCA
Molecule: messenger RNA, 2055 nt
Organism: Anthonomus grandis grandis
Lineage: Eukaryota; Metazoa; Arthropoda; Insecta; Coleoptera; Curculionidae
Product: facilitated trehalose transporter Tret1-like
Exons: 5
Coding region: 203-1681 (492 amino acids)
Biological process (GO): transmembrane transport
Cellular component (GO): membrane
Molecular function (GO): transmembrane transporter activity
Source: RefSeq, a predicted model, not a curated record